Homalodisca vitripennis (glassy-winged sharpshooter) is the source of this 3919-nucleotide messenger RNA. RefSeq names its product phosphatase and actin regulator 4B. Lineage: Eukaryota; Metazoa; Arthropoda; Insecta; Hemiptera; Cicadellidae. The record is from RefSeq and is a predicted model, not a curated record. Gene Ontology annotation, biological process: actin cytoskeleton organization. Gene Ontology annotation, molecular function: actin binding. The transcript is spliced from 14 exons. The coding region runs from base 596 to 2584 and encodes 662 amino acids.
UCAGUUGCAGGCGGGAGACAGCCAAGAUGGCCGACCUCGCUCAGUCCUCUCUGUAACCUACACGGUUGUGUGCUUCCAUUCUGCCAAAAUGAGCCCGAAUUCACCAAAGCUUCUAAGAAUCUGUGAUGUAAAACCGCGUGUUUCGAAGUUCCCUUCGUCUACUUCCGCUCGGUCGUGAUACCCGGUCUCCAGCGUGUUGUGUUUGUUUAUGUUUACCUCGGCGUGUUGUGUCAGUGUUCAGUGUCGGUUAGUCAGCUCUGUUGUGUUGUCUGUCGCACAAUAUAGCCUAGUGUAGUACCAUUUCGUCCAUAUCAUGUGCCCGCUAUCAGAAAGCCAUCCUCUAAACGUAGAUAGUUUUGCUCACUUCGCUCUAAGUCAAUGUCUCAGGUCUAAGACGAUAAUUUAUUGUAAUCGUAAGUGUGGUUAGGACACUCGAUUUUUUCUAGGAGUAAAUUAUUCCGGCGCCCUUUCCGCCGUUUAUAGAUAGUCUGGGUGUGGCUGAAUUUCGUGUCAGUUGCUGAUAUACCGGGAAGUGUUUAGUGUGUCGGUGUACAAACAGUGUCUUUGUGUUGAUGUGUGCAACAGUUGUGGAAUAAUGUCUCUACGAGUGCCUGGGGGGGUUUAUCUGAUGCCCCCCUCAGGCGCCCCGCUAUCCCCGGGCUCGGGGCCCAACAACCCCGCCAAGCCGCCGGCUGCUGUCGCUAUAGUUACACCCCAGAGAAGUAACAGCCUCGACUUCCUCAAUUUCGAGGAGAAGCGACAAUUAAUAGCGUCUUCCCUGUCGCUGACGGAUUUUUUACACCAUGGCGGCUCCGCCACCAGCCCCUCUUCACCCACCUCGGGGAACGUCUAUAUAGGAAAGAAGCAGAACGGGUCGGCGCUGAGGACCAAUAGCCUCGGGUCCGGCACGAGGACUCCGCCCCUGGAGCGGAAGAGCAAGUUCUCUGCUCUAGGCCGCCUCUUCAAGCCGUGGAAAUGGAAGAGGAAAAAGAAGUCGGAGAAGUUCGAGGCAGCAUCAAGAUCCCUGGAGCGGAAGAUAUCGGUGCGGGCGCCGAGAGACGAACUGGUCCAGAAGGGUAUCUUACUGCUGGAGAGCCCCACGUCACCAUUGCCGUUACCUGGGCCGGAAGGAGGACCACCGUUCCCCACGGCCGGCCAAACUACCACCCCUUCCCAGUUCCGGCCGCCACCCCUCGCCUCCCCUGUCACCAAUAUUCCAGAGUUGAAGAAGGACAAAUGUGAGCUGGUCGGUAGCGGCGGCGUGGGCGUGGGGGUGAAUGGGGGAUGUGUGUCGCCCAGUGGGGAGCCCCCGCCGGCCCCGUCGCUGGCCCCCCCAGACUCCAAGCCUGAGAGACCCUCCUCGCUGGGUCCCGGCAAGCUGACACGACGGCUGCUAUGUUACCACAACGAUCACUACACCUCCUCGCCCACCAGACCUCACCCGGACUCUCAAGUGCACGAGGGCGGAUCCCCUCGACUGUGCACGCCGCCGCCAGGGCCUGGUCCGGAGCCUCCGCUGACUCUGUCGGAGCUGCCGGAGCCCCCGAUCCCCGUCUCGGAGAUCGGUCCAAUUCCCCCGCCGCCCAUGUUCAGCAGCCAACCUUCUGGUAUGCCCCUGGGCAUCGGGCUACACAGCGCCGUGCCUCUCGAUCUCUCUGCCAUCAACUAUGGACACGAUGAAGGGGAAGAAGAGGAAGAGUACCUCGAUGACUCCCCCUGUGAGGACGAGGACGAGGAGGAUGGACUGGGAGUGCGCGUGACACGACCAGACCCUGCCAUUGAUACCUCACGCGUUGAGGAGAUACCAGCCAAGGAGCCCAAGUUCCACGCUGUGCCGCUCAAGUCCGCCCUCAAGAAACCCCCGACUCCUACGCAGGACGGGCCUGGACCGCUAAAAAGGCAGCCAUUACGGCCCAGGAUACGAAUAUGCUCACGACCUGUGAGAUUCGGCAUUGCCCUGCCGUGUACGCUGGAGGACAAGGAGAACACUCGGCCGUACGGCGAUGACGCAGAGAGUGACAGCAGCGGGGACGGACCAGUCCUGUACAGAGACGACGAUGACAAUGACAGCACUUACGGGCGGCUGGCAGCCAAGAUUGCUCGCAAGGACAGUCUGGCACUGAAGCUGGCGCUGCGGCCCGACAGACAGGAGCUGAUAGACCGCAACAUCUUGCAGCUGCAGUCGGAGAAAGAACGGCAGGAGAACAAGGAGGCAGUCGGAGCUCGGCUGAUACGGAGGUUGAGUAUGCGGCCUACUCAAGAGGAACUGGAGGAUAGAAACAUUCUAAAAAAACAAAGUGCCGCAGAGGAAAAGAAGUUAAAAGAGGAGAAGAAGCGGAUGUUGUUGCGGAAACUGAGUUUCAGGCCAACUGUCGAGGAGCUCAAAGAGAAGAAGAUUAUUCGGUUCAAUGACUACAUCGAGGUGACGCAGGCGCAUGACUAUGAUCGCCGCGCGGACAAACCGUGGACACGACUCACGCCCAAGGACAAAGCUGCGAUUCGCAAGGAGCUAAAUGAGUUCAAGAGUUCGGAGAUGGAGGUCCAUCAGGAGUCCAGGCACCUUACCAGAUUUCACAGGCCAUGACGCCUGCGACGGCCGGGCCCCUAGAUCCCCCUUGUACAGUCCUCCCCACCCAAAAAAACUGGACACUUAAACAGUCUUGUAUAUAAACUAAACCUUUUGAAAGCUUUUUGCUGAUUCGUUCUUGUUACGACUCCAGUCGAUUCGUGGGCGUCGGUACUGCGACACGUCCGACUCCUUGUUUGUACAUAAAAUGAUACUUUAUGUUUAAUAAAUCAAGAAAAGGCCAUUUCUCUGAGAGAUGGUUUGUUAAUAGCAGAGUAGUGCAUUUUUAGCACACUUAUAUAUAAAUGUCGCUUGGUCCCGCUCAUACUGGGGGAGAAUCUGUGAUUUUUUUUAGUUUCCCUCGGUCUUAUUAACUCGAGCUCUCGCUUUUCUUAACCGCUUUAGUUUUUAAUUAAAAUUUGUGAAAACUAAAAUUACUCAACCUCCAUUGCCGUCGUGCAAAACCUCAAGUUUUCUAGGAGCGCUCGACCACUCACAGGAAGAAAUCAAUGUGGCAUCUGCGUUUUUUGUUAGCUUGCUACUAUUUUGUGUUUGUGGAAGUUCACUUCAGAAGACUUUUGGGUCAGAGUCCAACUAAUUGGAUAUAAUUAAAAAAUGUUAAUAUUGUUAAUGAUAAUUGUAUUUAAUUUAUCCUCUAUGAAAGUAUGAGCUCUCGAUAGAUUGUUAUCGUAGAAUAUUUCUGUAAAGCUAGUGAUUUUUAAAAUAAUUAUUGUAAUAUUAUAUUGUGAAUAAUUUUGUUAUUAUCAAUAAUUACUGUAGGAUAUAAUUUAUUUGCACCAUUUUAUUACCGUCUAAUAAAGUGCAAUAGGAAAUCCAAUUGUAUUGACUGUUAUUUUUGAGAAAUUAUGAAUGUUAAUGAAGUGAUGUCACUUUGAAUUUUAUAUAAAUUUGUUGUGAUCCUUGGGAACUUAUCGGUUUUAUACAGUUUUUAUUCAUGUCUUAUCUUAACUACUUGACCCAGAGUGACUGUAUGUACCUUAUUGUUUAUUUAUCUCAUUUAAUGCCAUAUCUUGUAAAUAUAAUGGGUUACAGUAUUAUUUUGUGUUCAGAUGCCUGUACAGCAUUUACAUUGUCUAAACCACCACUGGUCGGUAUCAAUACCUUGACUUUGGCUACCGUACAAAUCGUUUAAGAAAUUUUUGUAGAAAACGACAGAGCUUCUGUAUACUUUUCUAUACAUUAAUUUGUGUUAUAUAUUUAUACAUAUAUAUAAAUAUAGCUAUAUAGUGAUACAUACGUAAACAAGAGACACUUUCUUCAUAAUCUAUGGUUCUCUUACUGAAAUUUUUUUAUACUUUAUUUCUGUAAAUAUAAAAGACAAUUUUUAUUCCA